Molecule: messenger RNA, 324 nt
Organism: Cooperia oncophora
Lineage: Eukaryota; Metazoa; Nematoda; Chromadorea; Rhabditida; Trichostrongylidae
Source: the annotation of a GenBank genome assembly
AUGUCCUUCCAUCCUCCACUUCGGCCAGAAGUGAAGCCGAAGCCACCGAAGGAAUGGUAUGAAGAAUUGAUGGAUAGGGAUGAAAUCCUUUUAUAUUUCACGGCUAGUCUCGGUGUACUUCUACCAGGCAUUGUAUAUGUGAUAUAUCAUAAAAAAAAAGAACAGCAACUGCUUGCUGAAGAAGCCGCCCGCUCGGAAGUUGCUAUCGUUUCUAUAUGUAAGGAAGGCAGUGCUGCUCAGCGAUUUGUUACUCACUUGGAAUCGACGCUGAAAGCUGAACUAAUUCAAUCCACCCAAACUGUGGCCAAUUGCAUCUUUAAAUAA